Chroicocephalus ridibundus (black-headed gull) is the source of this 4777-nucleotide messenger RNA. RefSeq names its product ankyrin repeat and SOCS box containing 9 (gene ASB9). Gene Ontology annotation, molecular function: protein binding. The coding region runs from base 770 to 1654 and encodes 294 amino acids. Gene Ontology annotation, biological process: protein ubiquitination; intracellular signal transduction; positive regulation of protein catabolic process. Lineage: Eukaryota; Metazoa; Chordata; Aves; Charadriiformes; Laridae. The transcript is spliced from 8 exons. The record is from RefSeq and is a predicted model, not a curated record.
GUGACUGUGGCUCAGUGAAAUCAACUGAGCCGGGGGGGAAGGAAAUAAGCCCGUGGGGUGCUGUGAUUUCCACGCCACGCGGACAGCACAGGGCCUCCAGCGGGAAGCGCAGCUCCCCGGACAUGUGGUUUCAAUAUCCAUAGGGUGUGCGGCGACCAUUGCUGCACAGCAGGCGUUGGGCUCUCCGUUCCUUGCAUACCGCCGGGGCUUGGCAGAUAAGAGGGGUGGUUUUGCACAGCGUCCAACAUCCAAGGGAGGCGCGCGGCAAAGUUGCCGGCAAACAACUUGCUGGGGAGCGGUGCAGAUCCGCGCCCACUCCUAUCUCUGUGGGUUUUCUUUGCAAAUCCCCUGCAGGCAGAGUUUGCUCAACGGGUUGAACUGGCUCUUUCUGUCUCGGUUUGUUUUUGCUUUUUUUUUUGGCAAACUAAGAAUUUCCUUCCUGAUAAAAACGGAUGGCGGGCGCCCCGAUUGGGCGCCGCGUUGGAGAGGAUGUGACAUCAGGCACAUCUCUCGCUUCGCCGGAUCGCUGGCUGCCUCCCAGGGCAGCCGGGGAGCUGCUUCGUUAAAUCCCAACCCAGGUACUCGAGUUUCUGCACAAAGUGCUCCCAACACCGCAUCCCGGUCUGCUGCAAGGUCUGUCUGACUCGUGCGCGCAGAGUCUGCUUAAUAAAUUACUCCCACCGCCGGGGGCUCGACGGGGACGAUGGAAUUUGAACUCUCGAGACCGACCGCCAAGUGAAAAAACAGAAAUUGGGCAGACGGGGCUGAGAUGGAUGAUGAGGGAACAAAUCAAAAUGCCAGCAAAUUGCAAGGAGCCGGGGGCCAGGCGUCUGCAACAUCUCUAUCAAACCCGCUGAUGAGGGACUUUGUUUCAGACUGGUCUCCUUUACACGAUGCCUCCAUCCAUGGGCGUCUGCUUACUCUGAAGAAACUCAUCAAACAGGGGAGUGAUGUGAAUCUUGUUACAGCAGACCACGUGUCUCCUCUCCAUGAAGCCUGCCUAGGGGGUCAUGCUGCUUGUGCCAGUGUCCUGUUAAAACAUGGUGCUCAGGUGAACGGAGUUACUGUGGACUGGCACACUCCCUUGUUCAGCGCUUGUGUCAGUGGCAGUGUGGCUUGCUUGAAUUUAUUGCUGCAGCACGGAGCCAGCUUACACCCGCCCUGUGACUUGGCAUCCCCCAUCCAUGAAGCUGCUAAGAGAGGUCAUGUGCAAUGUGUCGAAUUCCUUGCAUCCCGUGGGGUAAAUAUAGAUCACAACAUCAAGCAUCUGGGUACUCCGCUUUAUGUAGCUUGUGAGAACCAGCAAGUGAACUGUGCCAAGAAGCUGCUUGAGUCAGGAGCAAAUGUGAACAGUGGCAAGGGCCUGGACUCCCCUCUGCACGCGGCUGCCAGGAAUCGCAGUGCGGAGCUGGUGACGCUGCUGAUUGACUUUGGAGCAGACAUUUGGGUGAAGAACGCCGAAAACAAGAGGCCAAUGGAGCUGGUCUCACCCAGCAGCCCUGUGGGCCGACUCUUCCUGCAGAAAGAAGGACCACUGUCCUUGAUGCAGUUGUGCCGCCUGUGCAUCCGGAAGUGCUUUGGACACAAGCAACAUCAAAAAAUAGCUGGACUUCUCCUCCCGGAUGAACUGAAACAUUUCCUUCUUCACGUUUAAGGCUUUCGUUUUCAAAAUGAUGCCUUUAAUAACACAGCAAGAAACACAUCCUGCUGCCACAAACUAAAGUUUGGCUAUGACCACUCUGUGCUCUCCUGGGAGCUUCCCCUGGGAAUAUCGCUGCCCGAUACGUGUGGCAGCAAGGAUGAUGAAGCUCUGGCUCCUCUGCCCGCCGCCCUGUCCUCUCUCCACCUCUGAACCACGGUGCAUCUGCAUCACCUGGGAGCAACAGCCGUCUCCCCUGUAGGGCUACCACCACAUCACUCCUGUGUCGGAGGGGCAGACCAAGCACUUCAGUACUUUUGGAGAUACUUUUCUUCUUGAAUUCACUGUGAAAACUCCUGCAAGAGUGGGCUUAGUGUGUGAAAACUGUGACAAUAUCAUUAACACCAGCAAUGAGAUAUGCCAAGUCCUCAUCUUGUAAGCGGAGAGACCAGCAGCCUUCAAAUCACAAACUUGUUUUGAUGUUUCCUAGUGUGCCGGUGUGCACAGUCCAAGCCUUCCUUUCUCAUACAGGAAGUUAAAGAGGAUGAAUCAAAUGCUACCUGGAUGCUCACAUUUGAUGUAAAUUACAAUUCAAAUCCUCAGCUGAACAACAUGACUGAUGGCUAUGGAUAUCCAGUAUGAUGGCUUGAUUUUUUUGUGCUGACCAAACAAAGCAAGAGAAGUUCAAGUUCUGCUGGUUUUGUGGGACAUUAAUUGUACCCUAACAGGACAAAAUGACAAACAGAGUUAGAGACAUAACUGCCCUUAUGAUGGAGACACCUAGAGAUCUUCACUGAUCUGACUCAAUCCAUCACACAUAAUUUGAGACAUGUAAAAAUUCACUGGCUGGUUUUAGAUGGCCUUCUAUAUUGUUUCCUUCCUGAUGGGCAAGAAAAAUAGACACCUGUCUUUACACAUGGAAUAGAAACAGACAUCUUGGUUAGGUGGAUCCUUCUAAUAUCAGUAUCUUGGUUAAGCUGAAUCUGCAUUGAACAGGCAGGGAACAGACAACUACACUAGUUCUUAACUUUUAAAGAUUAAAGUAUGAAGAAUCACAGCUUUGGUGACACAUCUGAAAGCUGAAGAUCCAGCUUUUUAUAUUUUAGAUGAUGAAGAAACAUUUUUUUUAUCUACUAGUUUUAUUAUUUAAACAUCUUGUUUUGUAACUUCAGCCAAUGGGUUUAUAGGAGUUUGGCUAAUACCAGAAGAAAAUUGCUCAGAUAAAGUGGUGAGAGUGUUGCUUCUAGAUUGCAUUUCUUCUGGAAAUUUCAUAGUGUGACUGUUUACUUGAAUCCCUCUGAUCAAGUGUAAUUAGGAUGAAUUCUGUAUGCUCAGCUUGUACCAUUUCAGUAUAUUUGUUUAUUUAUUUUAAUAUAAAAUGUGAUCAACACUGGUAAAUUACAGCUUUAUGCAUCAACACUCAUCCAGUUAUAAACUGUAAAGGCUGUACAAGAUGCAACUGAAUAAGCUCAUUAUAGGUGAGGUCUGGACCUUUUUCUAUAUUUGAAACCAUUCCAAAUGUAAUGCAGGACUUGAAAGUUUUUCAGGAAUAUAUUCUGUCAGAUUCUUUGCUAUUAUUUUGUUAGCAGUUUAAUGGUAGUCAAGCCACAAUUGUAUAGGACAAUUGCUCAAAAAUAAAUGGUUUAUACUCUUUUUUUUUUAUUUUCAUUAAUUUUUUUAAUGAUAACACUAAUUUUGUGGGUUGUCUGAUACUAUAGAGUUUUGGACUGAACUCUAAUUGUUUGUGAUGCUGACUACAGGUGAGUAGUGUACAGAAUAAUGGCUUUAAAUAGACCUAUAGUAAAGAUAAGACUAAACUGCAAGUAUUGUGCAAACCUUGCCUUUUGCUUAUGUUUUAAGGUAGAGUUGGACUCUUGUAAUUAUUUUUCUACUCACUUGAAGGUUAGUGAAAAUCAUGGAAUCAUGGAAUCAUAGAAUCAUAGAAUGUGCUGGGAUAGAAGGGACAUUUAAAGGCCAUCUAGUCCAACCCCCCUGCAGUAAGCAGGGACAUCUUCAACUAGAUCAGGUUGCUCAGAGGCUCAUCCAGCCUGGCCUUGAAUGUCUCCAGGGGUGGGGCCUCCACCACCUCUCUGGGCAACCUGUGCCAGUGUCUCACCACCCUCAUUGUAAAGAACUUCUUCCUAAUGUCUAAUCUAAACCUACCCUGCUCUAGUUUAAAACCAUUGCCCCUCGUCCUAUCGCUACAUGCCCUUGCAAACAGCCCCUCCACAGCUUUCUUAUAGGCCUAAUAGGUAAUUCAUUCCUAAUGAAUUACAAAGGGAUUCUUUGAGGAGUGCUAUUAACAAGUGCAAAUUUUGGAGACAAACUCCCUUCUGCCUUUGACUUAGUGGGCAUUAUCUAAUAUAUGUCCCUCAGGAAAAGAAAGAAAAGAAGUCAUCCCACCUUUUUGAAAAACCUCCGUGCAUCUCACUUGCCUAAACAACAGAUCGCAUCUGCAAAGCUUCUUAUCUUAGCAGAGGAACAAAUGUGGCUCACAAUCUGUCUUUGGGGAGGCUUUCUGCAAGAUUCUCUUGCAUGAAUGGACAUCUUCGUACACAAUCACAGUCAUUUUCUUAGAAAGGAUGCCCCUCAGAGAAGGCAUUACUCAGCAAGGUCUUCAUCCCAUUGAAUGACUCAGAUCUCAAACUGCUUACAGAUCCCAAACCUCCCAGCAGUAAUGAAGUCACCCUAUUGCCAAGGACAGGAUGGAUGGUAGCAGGGCUACUACGACAAUCAAUAUAUUUUUGUGUUCUACCUCCUCAGCCACUAAAGAACCUCCCCAUGCAAUUUCAGGUAACAUCAAGGACAGUAAUUUGGGGGAAGAAGGACAUACCAAUUCUGCUGUUGUCCAGAUCGUAUUUUUCUGCUUAUUGAAGAUAGAUGCAGUGUCAGCAAUUCUCCAGUUAAAUGACUUGAACGUGAUAAAGUCCUUGAUAGAAGUCUUGCAACUUCCUACAGUGAGUCUUUCAGUCUAUUACGGCAGAGGUGAUGUGCCCCCUUGACAUGAGGGCAUUAUUCUCUUGGAGUGUUCAGGUCAAUGCAGAGAUGGCAAUUUUGAUUUCUAUGUUUUUGUUCUAUUAGUUGUUCCACCUUAGCCCCAGUUUUCUUCCUUGUCAUUCCAGGAGAAAAAACAAAAGG